Monomorium pharaonis (pharaoh ant) is the source of this 3525-nucleotide messenger RNA. It is a transcript of the gene ABCD, whose product is annotated as ATP-binding cassette sub-family D member. Bases 906 to 3200 code for a protein of 764 amino acids. The record is from RefSeq and is a predicted model, not a curated record. Gene Ontology annotation, biological process: long-chain fatty acid import into peroxisome; fatty acid beta-oxidation; very long-chain fatty acid catabolic process. NCBI's taxonomy places the organism in Eukaryota, Metazoa, Arthropoda, Insecta, Hymenoptera, Formicidae. The transcript has 9 exons. Gene Ontology annotation, molecular function: ATP binding; ABC-type transporter activity; ATP hydrolysis activity. Gene Ontology annotation, cellular component: peroxisomal membrane.
CUGAGAUAACUCUAAUGCUAGCGCUACACUAUGCGCGUAUUCGCGAUUCGUACGAUUCGUAAUUCGUAAUUCGCGAUUUAUCUGACAUUCAUGAAUAGUGUGGUGAGAAAAUUCGUUGAUUCAUCGUGCGCGAUUCGUCAUUCGCAUUGAUUCGCUGGUCGAGUGGUCAGAUAAAUCGCGGAUUAUGAAUUACGAAUCGCGAAUACGCGCAUAGUGUGGCGCUAGCAUUAAGAAUUUCUGUGCUGUAUAACACUAACAUUUCAGAAUUACUAGAAUUUAAAUAUAACUUUAAUUCAUCUGGAUAAUAUUAUUCUUUAAAAUUUUAAAAACUGUUUCUGGAUAUUCCAUAAAUGUCUUGAAAAUUUGAACAAAUCUAUUAGUGAAUUUAUAUAAAACUUAAUAAUCUUCUAAUCAUUGGCUUGUUUGUCAGUGUUAAUUCACUUGUUAUUAUUCAAAUUUGAAUAAUUUAUUUCGUGUCAUUGAGCGAAUAGAAGAGUUCAGCUCACUUACUAACACAUAAAACGUUAAUACUGAAAUAAGAACUGGAGGCAGUCGUGUCGUGGCCACGCGCGAGAACGAAGCUAGCCGCGGGGAUAUGACGUGGGUUCUCCAUUGCGACGUAUCACGCGAGAGUAAGCGAAGCAGCAGUUGCCAGCUGAUGGCCGGUCCGUGUGGUCACGCGUGCGCGCGUUCGUGUAACCGCAUGUGCAGAAUCGAACAGGCGCUCUCGCUUGUAUCUAAAGUAGUAUCGUGACUCGCAACGAAGCGCAGCGAAGCAGAGUUAAGUCGAAGUAGAUGCGUCGUUAUUGCCAUCGUUAUCCUGAUUUUCGUAGUAGCGUAGGAUGUGCAUUAUUAAAAUUUGUUAACUCGCCAAUUCUCGUCCGAGGAGGACACGAAGGCGAAGAAUGUCGUCUGUGUUCUCGAAGCUGAUCGACAGCGCGUCCGCGCGCUACGGCGUGCAACAGGAGACACUGACGUGCGGCGUCGCCGGCGCGGCUACAGCAUUCUAUCUCCUUAAACUCAUUUACCCACACAUCGUCACUCGCCUUAAAGAACCUAUCCAGGAGAAGAGCCGUCAAUCUUACACCAAGCACAAUAGACACAAUACCGUUAUUGUCCGAGAUAAUUCUUCAGAUAACAAUUCUACCGGAAAUGGCGGAAGAAAACAAAGAUUAUCAUUCGGAUUGGAUCGCGAUUUUUUCCGACAGUUGAUAAAGUUAUUGAAGAUUAUGGUGCCGGGAUGGCGUAGCCGAGAAAUGGGUUUAUUGGCAUGCGCAACAUUGACGUUAUUGGCGAGAACCUUUCUGUCGGUAUACGUAGCCGAACUGGAAGGCCAAAUCGUAAAGAGGAUAGUUUUACGUGAUAUACACGGCUUCAGUUUAAUGCUUGCACGAUGGUUCGUCAUCGCCUUGCCCGCCACCUUUGUCAACUCCGCGAUCAGAUAUCUUGAGGGUCGGCUGGCGCUUAGCUUUAGAGAACGCUUGGUAAAACAUGCCUACAAGAUGUACCUGAGUCAACAGACUUAUUAUAGAGUAUCGGCUUUAGACACUAGGCUUGGUGGGGCCGAACAAAGACUGACAGAUGACUUAUCAGAGCUAGCCAGUUCUGUAGCACAUCUAUAUUCUAGUUUAACAAAACCGCUACUAGAUUGCGCUUUAGUUGGUAUAGCGCUUAUGUCGUUUUCACACAAAAUGGGAGCAAAAACAAUACCAGGACCACUCUUAGCUGCAGCGGUUAUUGCUUUAACCGGACAAGUUCUUCGAUUUGCUUCACCAAAGUUUGGCCAACUAGUUGCUGAAGAAGCAACGCGACGUGGAAAAUUAAGAGAAGCACAUGCUCGUAUCAGUGCACAUGCAGAAGAAAUUGCAUUUUACGGAGGUCACGAUACAGAACAUCGUUAUUUAAAUUCUGCUUAUAAGUCUUUGGUAAUGCAUUUGCAUCGUAUUCUCGCUGUCAAACUGUGGUACGUGAUGCUAGAACAGUUCCUCAUGAAGUACGUAUGGUCUGGCACAGGACUCCUCGUUAUUGCGAUGCCAUUGUUGUAUAACACAGCUACAUCGGGAAGCAGAAUAAUUAAUACAGACGGCGAUGGAGGUGUAGGUGAGCGAACAAGAUAUUUGACUACUUCAAAAAAUCUUUUGAGCUCUGGCGCAGAUGCUGUCGAACGACUUAUGUCAUCUUAUAAAGAAUUAGUCGCAUUAGCAGGAUACGCAGCACGUGUGAGCGAAAUGUUAGAUGUAUUUAAAGAUGCUGCGCUCUGCAAGUACAAAAGGAACGUUGUUACCAGUAGUCCAUCGAGAUCCCUUCCAAAUGGUAACGCUGAACAUCUUGCAGAAAAAGUAAUCAAAUUUAAUAACGGCACUCCAAUAAUAAAAGGAAUUGUUCGUGAAAGCACGGAUGGCAGUAUAAGUCUAAUCAAUGUGCCGAUAGUCACACCAAAUUGCGAAGUAAUUGUACCUAAUUUAACAGUCCACAUAAAGCCAGGCGAUCAUCUUCUGAUUACUGGACCUAAUGGUUGUGGUAAAAGUUCUCUCUUCCGUAUCAUUUCCGGUCUCUGGCCUGUUUAUGAUGGAACUCUUAUUAGACCAGCCGAAAGAAAUUUUUCUGAACAUGGCAGACCAGCCCUAUUUUAUAUCCCACAAAAACCAUACAUGACAGUGGGUUGUCUUCGAGAUCAAAUUAUUUAUCCAGCGCAUUCUAGAUUAGAGAACUGCUCGGACGAAAAGCUGUUACAAUUGUUGGAUGAUGUGGAUCUACGAAGUAUUGUAGAACGAGAACCAGAAGGUUUUGAUACCCUCGGUGAUUGGGACUCUACUCUAUCAGGUGGCGAGAAACAACGGCUUGCAAUGACUCGACUUUUCUAUCAUGCUCCACAAUAUGCGCUUUUAGAUGAAUGCACAAGUGCCGUCAGUCUUGAAGCUGAAGGAAUAAUGUACGAAACCGCGAAAAAGAAAGGAAUCACUUUGUUAACUAUCACUCAUCGAGUGGCGUCGCUUGCUAAAUAUCACAAAUUAUUGUUGAAAUUUGAUGGAGAAGGUGGUUGGACUUUUGGUCCUCUGGACAUGAAUGGAUUACCAAUAUCAAAUCGGGAAACUAAUAAGGAAGAAGCAGAACAAGAGGAAGCAAAGACUAGCCACUAUCACAUGUUGCAUGAGCUACGUGAUAUACAUCCUGAAAAUACUUACGUGGGAAUCAGUUGAAAAGUACAGCUUAUGGAACCAUGUACCACAAACGGAAGAAAAAGAAUAUAGAUAUGAAAUAUAUAAGGAUAUAAAUAUAGAAUACGAAAAAAGUAUAAAAUUAUCUAUUUUAUAUUUUUUACAUGGAUUGUAUCCUAUUUCCUAUAUCAUAAAAUAUUAAUAUAAAUAGAAAAUAAUAGACAAAUUAUGGUGUGUAGAUACAUGUGAAUAUACAUAUAUAUAGGAUUACGCAUUGUAAAAAAUAUUUUUCUUAUUUUUAGAAUGGUAAAGGAUGCAAUAUCACAUUUAUAAAAUACAUAUUAUAAUUAUGAUUAUAAAAGAAAAA